Mesoplodon densirostris (Blainville's beaked whale) is the source of this 3858-nucleotide messenger RNA. It is a transcript of the gene PBXIP1, whose product is annotated as PBX homeobox interacting protein 1. The record is from RefSeq and is a predicted model, not a curated record. NCBI's taxonomy places the organism in Eukaryota, Metazoa, Chordata, Mammalia, Artiodactyla, Ziphiidae. The transcript is spliced from 11 exons. The coding region runs from base 1030 to 3600 and encodes 856 amino acids.
UGCUGGCGAGGUGCCCAGGAAGUGCAUACGUUCCUCCCUGCUCUUCCAGGGUGGUGGUUUUCCUGUCUGGCUCUUGGUCCUUGUUUCCACUGGCUUCCCAUCCCCAUGGGGCAGAAACACAAUGUCUCCUGGGGCCAGAAAAGGAACUGAGAUGGGCAGGCAGAAGAGCCUGGAUUGCUCACUUUUCUGGAAACUUACGUGUUGAGAUCUACAGAGGUCCAGGAAACCAAAGCCCUGCCAAGCAGAGCCAUUUUUGGUGGCUAUCUCUGGAGGCCUAGGGGUGUGGCUGCAAGAGAAAAGAGGCUGGAGGAAGAUCUAAAGGGCAGGGGUGUCCCCUCUACAGAUGAUGGAUACCCCCAACACCUGUGCCUAACGCUCCUAUCUAGCCCCCCAGCCCCAGCCUUAGUUUUUGGAGUCCAAUAUUAAAGGUUUCUGGCCAGAGGAGUUGGGGGUCUCUUCCCAUCUCUGCAGUAGCCCUUUCAUGGGUGCUGGGAAACAGCUUUAGGGAAUAAAUGGCGAUUUUCCCCUUUUCUUACCCUCCCCUUGCCUCCUCCAAGACCUACCCAACUACUCCCCCCUCAGAGAACCAAAUAGCUUGAAGAAGCAGGAGAGUAUGUGGCUAUGGCAGUUUCUUGGUGAUUUGGGGCUUCAAGACAGUAGGUAAGAGAUGCUGUCAGGACAUAUCUUCCUCAUACCAAAGUCACUGGUCCUUUCUCAGACUCUCUUGUGCUUUUUCCCUAAUGACAAUAUUUUUGUUAAAAAUUGGGAUAUGUGGUCUGACAGAGCAGAAUAUUUGAUGUUUGGACUGUCCUGGAAGCCUGGACUCUGGCUAUACACGCCCCCCCCAUCUGUUGCACAUUAUUCGCAGCGCUGGUCUUCAACUUUUGGCGCCCUUACUUCCCUGCUUCCCUGGCUUGAUUGAAGGAAAGCUUGUAGAGGCUCAGAGCCCUUAUACCUCAUUUUUUUUCUCCUGAUGAAAGGAUCCCUGUCUCAGCCUGUGGGUGGGGAGGUGGCAGGACCCUUAUUGCCAUGGUACUAAAAUGCAGUCCAGAGCCUGGAUGUUUUUUGUUUCUCUUUCCCUGCUAUUCUUUAUAUCUUCUCUGGCAUGGUGAUCUAGCUGUUCUCAUUCCUCUCAGCCAGGGUCCUGCACUAGGCUUUGCUUUUAUUUUAUUUUGUAAGCACUGCCUGCCAGAGAUGGGCCAGCGGCCUGAUCAGGAGUCCCUCACAGCUGCUGUCUCUUCUUUACAGCUCGUGCACACAUUCCUCAGUGGGGUGGGGAAGGCAGGCUUGGGGUGUGGCCCUGAGAGGAGCUGGUGUUCCCCUGCCCCCACUUCUCCCGGGACCCUAGCGUGUGAAGAGAAGACAAAGGUGGCAGCCUCAGUAGCCUUGGGGACCUCAGCAACUAUGGCCUCCUGCCCAGACUCGGACAAUAGCUGGGUGCUUGCCGGCUCAGAGAACCUGCCUGUGGAGACCCUGGGCCCUGAAUCCAGGAUGGACCCAGAAUCUGAGAGAGCUCCCCAGGCCCCUUGGAGCCCCUCCAAGGCAGCUGCUGAGGAAUUAGCAGGGACCUUGGAUGGAGAAGAGACCCUGUUCCAGAGUGAGAGCUCCCAGUCCAGGCCCAUUCUGCCAGAGGAGACUGAGGUCAAGGGUGUCCUGGAAGGUGAUGAUCGUGGAAUGGAGUCCCCUGGCUCAGGAGACACAGAAGCCCAGGGAGACUUGGAGGAGACCCCCGAGGCGGUAGGCCUGGGACAGGACACACAGGACCUGGAGGAUCAGAGUCCCCCCAGCAGCCUGCCCUCAUCCCCCCAAACAGCUUGGAUCAGGGAGGAGGCCCACUGCUCCAGCAGUGAGGACGACACCGACAUGGACGUGGAGGGUCUGCGGAGACGGCGGGGCCGGGAGCCCAGCACUCCUCAGCCUGCGGCCCCACUGGGUGUGGAGGACCAGGCCGGGGGUGAGGGUGCGGGCAGGGAGCUGGGCAUCUCCCUCAACAUGUGUCUCCUUGGGGCCCUGGUUCUGCUGGGCCUGGGGAUCCUCCUCUUCUCCGGUGGUCCCUCAGAGGCUGAAAGUGGGCCCAUGGAGGAAGCGGACCUGCAGGUCUUCCCAGAUACUGGCUCAGAUACUGAGAUGCUGGAGGCUGAGGGGGAUGGGCAGCAUGGGCUAAAGCAGCAGCUGCAGACCUCAGCGCCCCCUGACAGUGUUCCCAGCCUGCAGAACAUGGCCCUUCUGCUGGACAAGCUGGCCAAGGAGAACCAGGAUAUCCGGCUGCUGCAGGCCCAGCUGCAGGCCCAGAAGGAAGAGCUUCAGAGCCUGAUGCAUCAGCCCAAAGGGCUGGAAGAGGAGAAUGCCCGGCUCCGAGGAGCCCUACAGCAGGGCGAGGCCUCCCAGCGGGCCCUGGAGUUAGAGCUGCAGCAGCUGCGGGCCCAGCUCCAGGGCCUGGAGGCUGACUGUGUCCGGAGCACAGAUGGGGUGUGUCUCUAUGGGGGCAGAGGCCUGCGGGCUGGCAAGGUCACCAAGGAGCAAGGCCCAAGGGGGCAGGUGCCAAGCCCUGGCUUCCUGGAGCAGAAGAAACAGCUAGAGGCUGAGGCCCAGGCAUUAAGGCAAGAGUUGGAGAGGCAGCGGCGGCUGCUGGGGUCUGUGCAGCGGGACCUGGAGCAGAGCUUGAGGGAUGCGGGCCGAGGGGACCCAGCCCAUGCUGGCCUGGCUGAGGUGGGUCACAGGCUGGCCAAGAAGCUGCGGGGCCUGGAGAACUGGGGCCAGCACCCUGGGGUCCCUGCCAAUGCCUCAGAGGCCUGGCAUCAGGAGCCUCACUUCCAGAGUUCCAGGGAAUGGAGCGGAAAGGAAAAGUGGUGGGAUGGGCAGAGGGACCGGAAGACUGACCACUGGAAACAUAAGAAGGAGGAAUCUGGCCGGGAAAAGAAGAAGAGCUGGGAGGGUGAAGAGGACAGGGAGCUGGCGGGGAGGUGGAAGGAAGGCAAGCCAUGGGUGGAGGAGUGGGCCAGCAAGAAGGAUGGCAAGCGACGGGGUUCUAAGGAGCCCCCCAGGAAAAGUGGGAGCCCCCACUCCUCCAGAGAAAGGCAGAAACACCCUCGGUGGAAGGAGGGGGCUAAAGACAGGCAUGACCCCCUGCCACUCUGGGCAGAGCUGUUGAGGCACAAGUACCAGGCACCCCAGGGCUGCUCGGGUGUGCACGAGUGUGCCCGCCAGGAGGGCCUGGCCUUCUUUGGCAUGGAGCUGGCCCCUGUGCGGCAACAGGAGCUGGCCUCUCUGUUGAGGACGUACCUGGCGCGGCUGCCCUGGGCCGGGCAACUGACCAAGGAGCUACCCCUUUCUCCUGCUUACUUUGGUGAGGACGGUAUCUUCCGCCACGACCGCCUCCGCUUCCGGGACUUUGUAGAUGCCUUGGAGGACAGCCUGGAGGAGGUGGCAGUGAGACAGACAGGUGAUGACGAUGAGGUGGAUGACUUUGAGGACUUCAUCUUCAGCCACUUCUUUGGAGACAAAGCAUUGAAGAAGAGGUCUGGGAAGAAGGACAAACACUGGCGGAAUCCCAGAGUUGUGGGACCCAGGGAGGAACACAGCCACCAGCGCCAGGGCUGAGGCCCCGUGCUGUCUGUCCCCUGGGAACCGUUAAACUGCCACCUCCCUUGGCUUGUUUGGUGUCCUUGGAUAUCCUUCACUGAGGAGAGCGGAAAUCACCCAGCCCCACACUGAAACCACUUUUGCUAGAAAAAGGUCUUAGCUGGACCUGCCUUGCUAUCUAUGCAAAUGUAUGCAAAUGCUCAGGGCCCUGGGCCGUGACCCUUGCAGCCUGAUUGUGUCACGCCAGUGUGAAGGGGGGAGGGGAGAGAAGCCUGU